AUGCGACUCACCGUGGAGCUAAUUCAGAAUUCCCUCUCCUACCUCAACCCACUCAAAGAACGAGAACUUGAUCUCAGAGGCCAUAAAAUUCCCGCUAUUGAGAAUAUGGGUGCUGCGAAGGACCAUGACGCCAUCGACUUCACUGACAACGACAUCUCCUCGAUCUCCAACUUCCCCUUCUCCCCACGUCUCCGUACCUUGCUUCUAGCUCGAAAUCGCGUGUCGCAUAUCCACCCGUCAAUAGCAACUUCGAUCCCGAACCUAACGACACUAAUUCUCACCGCGAAUAACGUUGCAGAGCUAGCGGAUCUAGAACCGUUGAAGAAUCUAACGAGACUUACGCAUUUGUCGCUGCUGGAGAAUCCGGUGACGCGGAAGGAUAACUACCGCCUCUGGGUAAUCUUCCUCAUUCCAACGGUGCGUUUCCUCGACUACCAGAAAGUCAAGGACGUAGAACGAAACUGUGCUGCCGAACUUUUUGGCACCACUUCCAAACUCACAGCCCUCGCCUCCAAAGUCAUGGGAAUUAAAUCCCGAACAUUCGAUGUCCCUGGCUCCACACUCAAGAAUUCAACAGCGCGUAUUGCAUCAGAAGAGCAGCCUGGUGGAAGGCCAAUUCGUGUUAAACUUACCGAGAAGGAGCGGAAACGAGUGGAGAAAAUGAUCCGGGAAGCGAAGAGCUUACAGGAAAUCACAAGGUUGGAACGAGAGUUGAAUGAGGGGAGGGUACCGGGGGGUGCGCUGGGAGAUGAAAGCGAUUACGAAGAUAAUGAUACUGAUAUGAAGAUGUGA
Molecule: messenger RNA, 792 nt
Organism: Paracoccidioides lutzii Pb01
Product: U2 small nuclear ribonucleoprotein A
Exons: 4
Coding region: 1-792 (263 amino acids)
Biological process (GO): mRNA splicing, via spliceosome
Cellular component (GO): U2 snRNP
Molecular function (GO): U2 snRNA binding; protein binding
Source: RefSeq, a predicted model, not a curated record